AUGCCCAGCUCCCCCUCGGUCGAGAGCCAGGAUGCUGCAGCACCAGAGCCACACCACCAAGGCGAGCUCUCGUCCGUGCAUGCGACCCUGAACUGCGUCAACAUGCUCAUGGGCGUCGGCAUUCUGUCCGUGGCCUUUGCCCUGAAUAUGACCGGGUGGGUUCCAGGCAUCUCCAUGAUGGUCCUGUUUGCGUUGACGGUCAACUACAGCGCCAAGCUGCUGGUCAAGUGCAUGGCCAAGCCUUUCCCCGUCGCCGUCGACUCUGAAAGCGAGCGCGAGCCUCUUGACAUUGGCGAGCUGGCCUUUGGCCACACCGGACGCAACGUCAUCUCCGCCAUCUUCUGCUUUGAGCUCUUUGCUGCGGCCAUCGCCAUGAUCAUCCUCAUGGCGGACUCGCUCGAGGCUCUGUUCCCCGGCGCCGUCCCGCUUACGGGCCUCAAGCUGAUUGCGACGCUGGUGGUGCUGCCGACGACGUGGUCAAAGUCCAUGAAGCUCCUUUCCUACGCAAGCGUUGUCGGCAUCCUGGCGACCUGCGGAUUGGGCAUCAUCCUCGUCAUCGAUGGGCUCUCGGUCAGCACCAGCCCCGGAUCGAUCCUGGUGCCUGCCGAGACCCUGCUGUGGCCGCAGUCGCUGAGCCGUUUGCUGAUGGCCAUUGGCCUGCUUAUUGUCGGCUUCGAUGGCCAUGCUGUCUUUCCGGCGAUCCACCGAGAACUCAAGCAUCCCGAGUCAUUCAACAGCAUCAUGAAUCUUACCUAUGCGCUCAUUGCGACUCUGUACAUUGGCAUGGGUUCGCUCGGAUACUGCAUGUUCGGCACAGGCACGCUCCCAGAGAUCACCCAAAACCUGGCCACCGUUCCCGAGUACAACCAGCUCCUGACCUACCUCAUCCUGUGGCUCACGGCGAUCAACCCGGCUGCCAAGUACGGGCUGGUGACGACCCCGAUUCACACCCAAAUCGGUGAGCUUCUUGAUGGUGUCUGGCGCACCGACAGAACAGAGGGUCCGCCGUUCGACUCGCUCGGGUGGCGCCUCGUUUCAAGAACCCUCGUUGCCUUUGCCAUUCUCUUCACCUCGAUCCUCGUCCCAGGUUUCCACCAUGUGCUCUCGGUCCUGGGCUCAAGCUUCUCGUUUACGAUUGCCAUCAUCUUCCCGAUCCUCUGCUUCCUGGUCCUGUUUGGUGCUGAGAUUCCGCUCACGGAGCGGCUGUUCCAUCUUGCUGUCCUGAUGCUCGCCUUGGUAUUUGCUGUGUUGGGGACGCUGGGUGCCUUCAUUGAACACUAG
Messenger RNA from Polychytrium aggregatum, 1281 nucleotides. Its product is annotated as transmembrane amino acid transporter protein-domain-containing protein. Gene Ontology annotation, biological process: amino acid transmembrane transport. Gene Ontology annotation, molecular function: amino acid transmembrane transporter activity. The transcript has 4 exons. NCBI's taxonomy places the organism in Eukaryota, Fungi, Chytridiomycota, Chytridiomycetes, Polychytriales. Bases 1 to 1281 code for a protein of 426 amino acids. The record is from RefSeq and is a predicted model, not a curated record. Gene Ontology annotation, cellular component: vacuolar membrane.